AUGAAUCUGUUGCUUUGCGGCCUCACGUUACUAUUCAUGGAGUGUAGUGGGGAUUCUGGUAAGGUUUAUCAUGAUUUGGAAUUUGAGUUGCGUUUCGGCAGAAAUUUUAAAAUUUUUCGUAAAAAACCAAUUUUUUCAAAAAAAUGUGAUUUUAAUGCUGUAAACAAAGUUCUUGCCAUUUUUUGUUUUGUAAAGAAAGUUCUUGCCAUUUUUUGUUUUGUAAAGAAAGUUCUUGCCAUCUUUCAUUUUGUAAAGAAAGUUUUUGCAAUUUUUUGUUCUGUAAACAAAGUUCUUGACAUUUCUUGUUUUGUAAAGAAAGUUCUUGACAUUUUUUUCAUUUAUUUUGAUCGUACUAUUUAUUUCUUUCAGACACCAAUAGUACCACUACAACAACAUCGACCACAACAGAAGCGGCUUCAGAAGUGGAUCGUAACAGGACAUUUUAUGAGGAUAUAUCAGUAAUUCUGUCUUUUUAACUUAAAAUUUAUUCACUUUUUUGUUUUUUACUAACCAAUGUUACUAAAAUUUAAAAAUUUUUAAAUUUUAAAGUUCCCGCCAAAAACGGAAUUUUUUGGCAUUCUGUUUCAUGUUCAUUUAUACGCCAUUUUAAAAGUCAUAUUUUAAAAAUAACAUCACUCAAACCAUUUCUAACGUAUUUUACAUUUUUUUAAAUUUUAAAUUUCCCGCCAGAACUGAGAAUUCUUGGCAUUCUGUUUCAAGGUCAAAAUUUAGUCAAGAACUGCCAAAUUUAAACAAUAGGGCUAGAUAAAACGUAAAAAAUCACUUUUCUAAUGUUAAAAAUUGUCAGAAUUGAGUUACUGGUCAUGAUAAACUUGUCAAAACAUUGUCUUUCAGGAGUAUUCGAGUGGUUUAACCGACGAAUUUCGCAACUUACUCAUGGCUUCGCCGGUCGAACAGCCAAAGAAAAAGGAAAAACAGUCGAAAAAGAAGAAUAAUCAGGAUUUGAAGGCCAAGUCUGAUGAUGAGAAUUUGAAAGGUAAGUUUUAAAAUGGCAUUUUUAGAAGGGAAAGCAGAAAAAACCUCCUUUGCAAGACACAAAAUGCAAGAACUUUCUUUACAAAACAAAAAAUGGCAAGAACUUUCUUUACAAAACUAAAAUGGCAAGAACUUUCUUUACAAAGCAAAAAACCGCAAGAACUUUCUUUACAAAGCAAAAACCGCAAGAACUUUUUUUACAAAAGCAAAAUUGGCAAGAACUUUGUUUACAAAGCAAGAAUUAAAACUGUAAAUGUAAAAUACGAUGACUACUAUGUCGGAUGUUUUAUUUCAGAGAUUACACAACAACACAUUGAACAGCUUCUCAAGUUCUAUUCAAAAGUGUCCGAGAAGUUGUUGGCCAAGAAUGACACCAAAGCCAAAGGGCAUUACCACAAAAUGGGCUCGAAACAUGAGGAUAAAGAUGAGGAUGGUAAGGAUUUUUGGGUGUAAAACAAAACAUUUGACAAGAACUUUCUUUACAAUGCGAGAAUUGGCAAAAGCUUUCUUUAUAAAGCCAAACAUGGCCAAAACUUCUUUGCAAUACCUAAAAAAAUCAAUAUGUGAAAAUGGAAGUUGAGUGAAAGAUUUGUAAUGUAAUUUGCACUGGAAACUUACAAAUCUUCCACAUAACUUCCACCCUUAAAAGUUGCCAAAAACGUGUUUUUAAGUCAUUUAAAGAAAUUUUAAAAAUGGAAGGUUAGUGGAAGAUUUUCAGUGCAAAAUGCAUUACAAAUCUUCCACUCAACUUCCACUUUUUAAAACCCAGUUUAAAAUUUAAAAUUUCAGAAAACCACAAAGAAUACCUGAACUACGUUGAGAAUUGGGCAGCACAGCACGGUGAGAAGCCUCCGGAAGGUUCAUUCAACACCAUGAACACUAACAGCGUGCCGGGUUACGGUAACUUGAACUACCUUAACGCCAACAACUUUGGUCCACCUACGAACUUUGGUGCUGGUUGUGGUAGUCCUUGUAGCCAAUACUCUAAUACUAACAGUGCUAAUGGUGCUAGUGGUGCGGUGUUUGGGAAUGGUGCUAAUGGAGCCGGUUUUUCAAACGGUGCCAACUUUGGAAACAGUGGUACUAAUGGUGCAUUUGGUACACCUUUUAAUGGUAACUACGCGAUGGCGUUAAGGAAUCGAAUGUUUGGAUAUAGUGGGCCAAACUGUUGCAAUUUGUGCCAAUGUGGCUCAGCGUACGAUCCAAGCUGUGCCCAGGGCUGUGGCUACAAUUAUGGUACCACAACGAAUACAGAAGCCGAUAACGACGAUGACAACGACAGUUAUUACGGUGGAAAUGGAGGCUAUGGAAGCAGUAAAGGCCAUGAUAAGCCCGUGCCAGACCAACAUUCACAUCUGCUCAAUAGCUAUACCAACAACCCUCCGAGUACCAUUAACAACUCACCCAGUACUAACAACAACUACUAUCAAGUAUCGGAUGGGAAUCAUGGUGAUCACGAUGGUCAAAGCCAGAGUCCGGAGGAAUCGAAGAGUCGAUUUGAGUUUGCAAAACAUCAUUUCUCAUCCUACCCACAGUACUACGGUACCUGGAAUGCCUACAGUAGGCCAUGUGGUGGCUGUUACAACGUGUUCGAGCCGGUCAACGACGAUAGCGAGGGCACGGUGACCACAGAAGAGCCCGUGAAUUCGAAGGAGAGCAUUUUUCAUUUAGUCAAACCUAAUUUUGGUACCAACAAGAGUGGUCUUGGUACCAACAAGAAUGGUUUUAGUACUAAUAAGAAUGGAUUUGGUACCAAUAAGGGCCCUAGAAUGACGUCGAAGAGCCGGAAACACUCGAAAUUUGACAAAAAACCAGAAAAAACAGCCGACAACACGGUCAAAAAGUCCUCGGAACUAACGUCAACUGUAACCAAUAAACCUGAAAAUGGUACCAAAUUCUCGACAGUACCAUCAGCUUCAAUAAAGACUACUACAACAUCGGAAAAACUUUCGGAAAUUUCGAAAAAUUCAAAAAUUUCCUCAAAGUCCGAAACUCCUCAAAAUGGUCCUCAAAAAACGGUCGCAGACGUACCAAAAGCACCAGUACCAAACCAGAAUUUUGCUGUACCAUCAAGAACACCCUUGUUCGACGAGUCCCAAAGUGGCAGUCCGAAUCAAUCGACCGUUUCGGAGAAAUCGACCAAAAUUGUCAAAAGUCCGUCGUCGAAAGAAAAGGCCAAAAGUGUACCAAAAGGACAAAUAAAACUGUCGCCAGUACCAUCACAAGGAAAAAAUAAGGUACCACCAAAGAUUAGUGCUACUACAAUUACCAUGCAGCUGUCGAAACGACCAAAGUCGACCGAAACGAAGAGUAUCAGCGGUACUAAUGAUAGUACCAAUGGUACCAUUAAGUCUACCUCUAGAAAAAUGUAA
Bursaphelenchus okinawaensis is the source of this 3368-nucleotide messenger RNA. The record is from the annotation of a GenBank genome assembly. NCBI's taxonomy places the organism in Eukaryota, Metazoa, Nematoda, Chromadorea, Rhabditida, Aphelenchoididae.